Dovyalis caffra is the source of this 342-nucleotide messenger RNA. Lineage: Eukaryota; Viridiplantae; Streptophyta; Magnoliopsida; Malpighiales; Salicaceae. The record is from the annotation of a GenBank genome assembly.
AUGCUUGCUAUUGACCCUACAAUCGCUUUGGCAAAGCUUUCGUCAUUGCUCUUGUCUGCACCACACGGAAAAUCGAACGCUGGUCUGGUAGCUGACGGGAGGGUGCCCUUCUGUGCUUCGAAACUGUUAAGCAUCGGCAUCGGUUUUCAGCUGGUCAGGCUCUCUUGGGCAGCCAAUCAAUUGAAGGACACAGUUAUUUACAUUAGCAAGCAUGCAAGCAUGGUGGGUCUGAAGGAUGAGGAAAUAAUCGGUAGCGUGGAUAAAAGUUUUCUAGAGAUAUACUUUCAGAGCUCUAACAGGGAUGGCAGUAGCAGUACUAAGGCUUGUAUGAGCAUCAAGUGA